Messenger RNA from Clunio marinus, 951 nucleotides. The record is from the annotation of a GenBank genome assembly. Lineage: Eukaryota; Metazoa; Arthropoda; Insecta; Diptera; Chironomidae.
AUGAAGACAUCAAAAGCUCUUGACUUCUUCGGUGGAAGUGAAAAUAUUACGAGAAAGUUUUUAAUUCAAGCCGGAAUUUAUUUCUCAUUUUGGUCGAUUGUUCAUGUCAAGAACAUUUUUGUUGACUUUGUAGAUGAUAGAACGAAACUCUUCACAGCGAUUACUGGAGCUUUCAUAUUUUUUCAGGCAAUAAUUUUCAUGAAAACUGUUUCGUUUUGUACGAGACUUGACUCUGUAAAAGUUUUAAAAGCAAAGAUUUUGCAAGAUGCCGCAAAGACAACGAAGGAAGAAAUGAAAAUUGAAAGGAGAUAUCGAAAGUUCACAAGAGUUUUGAUUGUUGCUACGGCAUCAAUUUAUUUCUUCACUAUAGUGUUAGCAUUGAUGUGGGAAUUAAUCUUCAUUCGUCAGAUGGUUAUGAUGAUUCGGAUGCAAAUGCCUUGGACUUUGCCAGACGAACAUCCAUCACAUGAAAUAAAUCUCUUCAUGAUGUUUUCUUGGCAAGUUGUGACACUCAUCGUUCUUGUUGGUUACGAGUCUUUCUUUUACUUAGUGACAUUCCAUUGUGUGGCGAAAAUGUCUGUUUGUUGUUUUGAUGCAAUGAAAAUUGACGGAAAAACUGAUGAAAAAAGUAUUUCUGAUCUGGUUAACAAACAUUUACAUGUUCUUGAGUUAAUUGAAAUAUCUGCCAAAAUAUUCAAUCCCAUCUGCUUUCAUCAACUUUUUACAACAUUUGGAUUAUUGUGCGAGAAGUUUCAAGAAUCUCUUUAUUGUUCCAAAUGGUACGAAAUUGAAAGUGUCAAGUCAAAGAAGAAAAUUCUUUUCAUGCUGAUGAUGGCACAACGUAGAAAGGAAUAUUCAGUGCUUGGUGUUAAGCCAUUGAACUUGCAAACCUAUGCAGAUGUCGUCAAGCAAGCUUAUACAUUUUUAAACAUUCUUUUGGGAGCUUUGUAA